This is a messenger RNA of Hemibagrus wyckioides, 1828 nucleotides long. It is a transcript of the gene cep72, whose product is annotated as centrosomal protein 72. Gene Ontology annotation, molecular function: protein binding. The record is from RefSeq and is a predicted model, not a curated record. Bases 40 to 1524 code for a protein of 494 amino acids. NCBI's taxonomy places the organism in Eukaryota, Metazoa, Chordata, Actinopteri, Siluriformes, Bagridae. The transcript has 12 exons.
UUGUGAAAUGCGCAUGCGCCUUGCCGGCAGUUUGAAACUAUGGCGGCGGAGUGUUUAUCAAUAACAGAGCGGUGGAUACGGGAAAGGCUAAAUCUUCAGCACCAGUGUUUAGCGGAUGUGAGAUCACUGCGCCUGCCGGGAACAUAUGAAACUGGGAAAAUAGGAAACUUGGGAAUUUCCCUCAAGAACUUUGUUCGCUUGAAAAGUCUGGACCUUUCUCAUAACGCUCUGGUUUCUGUAGAGGGCAUCCUGCAUUUAAAGUCGCUCGAGAACUUGAAUCUGUACUACAACAGAAUCUCCUCUUUUCAGGACGUCUUGUCUUUACGCAGCCUUCAAAAUCUAAAGGAGCUGGAUCUGAGGUUGAACCCUGUUGUGAAAAAACAUCCCUAUUACCGCCUGUACUUAGUUCAGGCAAUCUCCAAGCUUCGUAAACUUGACGACUGUGUCGUGAGAGACAGAGAGAGAAAAGCGGCUCUCAUGCACUUCUCUACAGAGUCGGGGGUUGAGUCCUGUGACAAGUCUCCAGUUUCAAUAAUGGAGAUGAGGAAUAGAAACCGCAAUCCCAGAAUUGCCUCGGUGAACAAGUUGAUGAUGUCCAAGCUCAUGCUCCAAGAAGGUAACGAGGAAACGGUGCUGAAUCGCAACUUUGAUGGGGAAAAGAGAUAUCUGACGCAUGAAGCUCACAUUGAAGAGUACAGCAAACCAGAGUCUACUCAUUUACAAGGCCAUCCCUCUGAAAUUCUAAAUCUUCUCAAUGGUUAUGAUUCAGGAUUACUGUCUUCAGAGAAACAGGAACUUCAAUCCCAACUUAGAAAAUGUCCUAAAGCUGAGACGCGCCACCCUGAAGGGCUGGGUCCCAGGAAAGAUGCUCCCAGAGUCACCUUUGUUGAACCGUCUGUAAAAAGACACACUUCUAGUAACCUCACACCCAUCCGAACACAGGCAGAAAGCUAUUUCAUGCCACAUCCCAGCAACAAAAAUGCUUCCUCACAAGGAAAUGAUCAUCGAGCCUGUUUGUUAAAAGAUUUCUCGGAGAGGAAACUCCACCCUCCUAGACUAACAUACCGAAGCUCUGAUGAUGGAGAACCAAAAGGAUGUUCGCAUGCACCUGAGAGAGCCAGAAAACCCUGCAAGGGAGCGUAUAGGAAACCCAUGGAGCUGCUUCUCAGUUUGGUGGAUGAGUACUGGUCUGGCGAGAUGAAGGACCACAACACUAAACACUUUUUCAUGCAUGCUGUGCGGAUCCUCUGUAUGAUGGAACAGGAGGUUACUAACGGGGAAAGCGAGAUGGCUGCUCUGAGGGAGAAGGUCCAAACCCUGAGACACCAGCAAGACUUACAGGAGACAGAACAUCAGUCAGAGAUGCUGAUGCUUUCGGAGCAGCUGAAGCAGGCACACGGUAACAUCGAGCAUCUUCAUCAGGAGUUGAGGAAUGUUUUGGAGGAGAACGUUUCUUUGCAGAAACAGCUGAUCAGAUUAGAGCAGCAGCUCCUCUCUGAUAAGCUGAGGGACAUGCCACUUUAACACUUUACACUGAGGUGAUUGCAUAAGGUUAACCAGCUACUCAGAACACACUUAUAUUAUCUUGUAUAGAUCAGAACAAGAAAAACAAAAAGCAUAAAUUCCUUAAAAUGUGUACUAGACUAUAUUUCUGUAGAACUGCAAGAAUUUAGUUUAGCCGGACCCUGUCCAGAUGUGGACAAACCCUAUAUCAGUCGUCUUUCUAGGACAAGGCUUGUUUCAUCCACCAUAAAGGACGCAAAAACAAAUCAUCUCUUAUUGUAAGGUGUGGGGGAUUAUAUAAAUUUAUAAAAGCCGUAUUUAAUCU